Nematocida parisii ERTm1 is the source of this 1269-nucleotide messenger RNA. RefSeq lists its product as uncharacterized. Bases 1 to 1215 code for a protein of 404 amino acids. The transcript has a single exon. The record is from RefSeq and is a predicted model, not a curated record. NCBI's taxonomy places the organism in Eukaryota, Fungi, Microsporidia.
AUGAAUAUUGAUAAGAAGCAAAAUGAGAAAGUAUCUAAAAAUAUGCAUAAAGAAGUAAAUCAACCAGAAAUACCAACCAAUGAACCAGAAACAUCAAAUAAUCCCACUUCUUCAAGUGAAUUACCCUUAGAAAUACGGCAUAAACCAAGUCUACCCAAAGAAACCAUACAAAAACAAGAAUUAAAUGAAAAAUCAGAAUUACCUAAAAUGGAAAUAUCUUCAGAUAAAACUAUAAAUACAAAAAAUAAUGAAAAUUUUUUAUUCAAUCAAGAAAUCCCAGAAGAUCCCUCGCUUAAAGAUCUUGAAGAUUUCUUUAGUAACUUAGACUGUUCAAAUGGGAGUGUAAAGGAGUUCCUUAACAGUGCACAUGAUGUAAUUAAUGAAGUAAUGUAUGACAGAUUAUCACCUAUUACUGAAGAAGAAGAGAGAGCACCAGAAGAAGAGGCAGAAGACAAGGAGCAAGAGGAAGUAAGAGUAGAUGGGGUAGAAGCAGUCAUUACACCAGAAGAAGACAUGGAAGGAGUAAGAGUAGCAGAAGACAUGGAGGGAGUAAGACUAGAUGAGGCAGCAGAAGAGAGGAGACUAGAUGAGGCAUGUAUAUCAAAAGGGACAGCUACUGAUAGUGUAAUUAUUACACCAGAAGAGGCAGUCAGUCAUGCAGUAGAUCAGUCAGGUAUACAUAGUAAUACAGUUAAUACAGUCAGUCAUGCAGUAGAUCAGUCAGGUAUACAUGCAGUAGACCAGUCAGUGUCUGAUAAUAUGAGUAGUACAGGUGUAAGUAGUCAUACGGCCAGUAAUAGUAGUACAGUAACUAAUAUUGUAUAUGAUAUGGCCAAUACAGGUAUAAGUAGUCAUACAGUUGAUCCGGUCGUUGAUGGUGUAAGUGGUGGUGUAAGUGGUGGUACAGUUGAUCCGGUCGUUGAUGUAGUAAGUGGUGAUCCGGUCGUUGAUGGUUCAUUUCCUGUUGUAGAAUUAGUCACAGAAGAAGAAUUGGCUAAUAUGCCUGAACUUAUUACACAAAAAGUAAAAAGUAAUAAGAGUGUUGUUAUAUCUGAUAUAGUAGAAGAAUUUAUUAUUAUAAAACAAGAAGAAGAAACAGAACCAGAACCAGAAGUAUCCAAGACUUUUAAGACAAUAUCCAUAAUAUUAUUAAUUAUUUUUAUAAUUAUUGGUACUAUAAUAUUAUUAAAUCCUAAUAAUAUAGUACACAAUUAGCAAUAAAUAAUACUUAUUACACAUAUACUACUAUAUAAUACACAUACUAUAACC